AUGAUAUUUAUCAGGAAGAAGUUCCAGCAGGCUGAUGGAUGCACUGAUUGGUCUGUGGAUAUCAAGAAAUAUCAAGUUUUAGUGGGAGAGCCUGUUCGAAUCAAGUGUGCAUUAUUUUAUGGCUAUAUCAGAGCAAAUUACUCCCUUGCCCAAAGUGCUGGACUUAGUUUGAUGUGGUAUAAAAGCUCUGGACCAGGAGACUUUGAAGAGCCAAUAGCAUUUGAUGGAACUAGAAUGAGCAAAGAAGAAGAUUCUAUUUGGUUCCGGCCAACGUUAGUACAGGACAGUGGUCUUUAUGCAUGUGUCAUCAGAAAUUCCACAUAUUGUAUGAAAGUGUCCAUUUCACUGACUGUGGGUGAAAAUGACACUGGACUCUGCUACAAUUCAAAGAUGAAGUACUUUGAAAAAGCUGAGCUUAGCAAAAGUAAGGAAAUCUCAUGCCGGGACAUAGAGGAUUUUCUAAUACCAUACAGAGAGCCUGAAAUCCUGUGGUAUAAGGAAUGCAGGACAAAAACAUGGAGGCCAAGUAUUGUGUUCAAAAGGAACAUUCUACUUAUACGAGAGGUUAGAGAAGAUGACAUUGGAAACUACACAUGUGAGCUAAAAUAUGGAGGCUUUGUUGUUAGAAGAACCACUGAACUCACUGUGACAGCUCCACUGACAGAUAAACCACCAAAACUUUUGUACCCAUUGGAAAGCAAACUGACAAUUCAGGAGACCCAGUUAGGCAAUUUGGCUAAUCUAACCUGCCGAGCAUUCUUUGGAUAUAGUGGAGAUGUCAGUCCUUUAAUUUACUGGAUGAAAGGAGAGAAGUUUAUUGAAGAUCUUGAUGAAAAUCGGGUCUGGGAAAGUGACAUUAGGAUUCUUAAGGAACAUCUUGGGGAGCAAGAAGUUUCCAUCUCAUUAAUUGUUGACUCUGUAGAGGAAGGAGAUUUGGGAAAUUACUCUUGUUAUGUUGAAAAUGGAAAUGGACGCAGGCACGCCAGUGUUCUCCUUCAUAAACGAGAACUGAUGUAUACAGUUGAACUUGCUGGUGGGUUGGGUGCCAUUCUGCUGCUGCUUGUAUGUUUGGUGACAAUCUACAAGUGUUAUAAGAUUGAUAUCAUGCUCUUCUAUCGGAAUCAUUUUGGAGCAGAAGAAAUUGAUGGAGACAACAAAGAUUAUGAUGCAUAUUUAUCAUACACCAAAGUGGACCCUGACCAGUGGAAUCAAGAAACUGGGGAAGAAGAAAGAUUUGCCCUUGAAAUUCUGCCUGAUAUGCUAGAAAAACAUUAUGGGUACAAAUUGUUCAUUCCAGACAGAGAUUUGAUCCCUACCGGAACAUACAUUGAAGAUGUGGCAAGAUGUGUGGAUCAAAGUAAGCGGCUGAUUAUAGUUAUGACUCCUAAUUAUGUGGUAAGAAGAGGCUGGAGUAUCUUUGAACUGGAGACCCGACUUCGAAACAUGCUAGUCACAGGAGAAAUUAAAGUGAUAUUAAUAGAAUGUAGUGAACUCCGAGGAAUCAUGAAUUACCAGGAGGUGGAAGCUCUAAAGCACACCAUUAAACUCCUGACGGUUAUUAAAUGGCAUGGACCAAAAUGCAACAAGUUGAAUUCGAAAUUCUGGAAACGUUUACAAUACGAAAUGCCUUUUAAGAGGAUAGAACCCAUUACCCAUGAGCAGGUAUUAGAUGUCAGUGAGCAAGGGCCCUUCGGGGAGCUGCAGACUGUCUCAGCGAUUUCCAUGGCUGCCGCCACCUCCACCGCACUUGCCACUGCCCAUCCAGAUCUGCGUUCCACGUUUCACAACACGUACCAUUCACAAAUGCGUCAGAAACACUAUUAUAGAAGCUACGAAUACGAUGUACCUCCUACUGGCACCCUGCCUCUUACCUCAAUAGGUAACCAGCAUACCUACUGUAACAUCCCUAUGACACUUAUCAACGGACAGCGGCCGCAGACAAAAUCCAGCAGGGAGCAGAACCCAGACGAGGCCCACACAAACAGUGCAAUACUGCCGCUCUUACCACGGGAGACCAGUAUAUCCAGUGUGAUUUGGUGA
This is a messenger RNA of Vombatus ursinus (common wombat), 2040 nucleotides long. RefSeq names its product interleukin 1 receptor accessory protein like 1 (gene IL1RAPL1). Bases 1 to 2040 code for a protein of 679 amino acids. The transcript has 10 exons. Gene Ontology annotation, biological process: negative regulation of exocytosis; signal transduction. Lineage: Eukaryota; Metazoa; Chordata; Mammalia; Diprotodontia; Vombatidae. The record is from RefSeq and is a predicted model, not a curated record.